Molecule: messenger RNA, 3788 nt
Organism: Nilaparvata lugens (brown planthopper)
Lineage: Eukaryota; Metazoa; Arthropoda; Insecta; Hemiptera; Delphacidae
Product: late secretory pathway protein AVL9 homolog
Exons: 12
Coding region: 106-2910 (934 amino acids)
Cellular component (GO): cytoplasm
Source: RefSeq, a predicted model, not a curated record
UAUGCUAUAUUCUGUUUCCUAAAUUUUCGUUGAUGUAGACUGUAAUGAUUGUUUACAAUUAUUUUUGUCAUAAAUCGUUCAUGAUUUAUUGAAAUUUAUAUUCCGAUGGAUGAAAACGAUCGUAAUAAAUCAGAAAACCCAGUUCUCCAUGUGCUGGUGGUUGGUUUUCAUCAUAAAAAAGGCUGCCAGGUUGAAUACUCGUUCCCACCUCUGAACCCGGACGGCAGUGAUGACUCGGAAUGCCCGGCCGGCUGGAAGUACCUGCCCACCCUGGCUCUGCCCGACGGAUCCCACAACUACGAGGAAGACACCGCCUUCUUUCAUCUGCCCUCUCUCUCCGACCCACACCGCACCGUCUUCGGCAUUUCCUGCUUCAGGCAGAUACCGGUCGAGAAAUUGAAGAAACGGACGGCCGACAUGACCCGCGGCACCGUGCAGAAGGCGGUCUGCGUUCUCAGCCGUGUUCCGCUCUACGGUCAGAUCGAGGUCAAAAUGGCGCUGAUCACUCACGCCUACUUCGACGAGGGCGACUUCUCCAAGGUGCAGCUGCUCGCCGACACCUUCCAUCACCUCAAUGCCUGCAUCAGUCACAAGCUCAAUGAUCAUCAGGAUGGCUGUGAUAGCUGGGACCAGGGCCAGGCCUUUGUUGGUCUGUCAGUGCGUGACUUGGUACUGCAUUGGCGUCACAAGGCACUGUUACUAUUCAAACUGUUGCUGUUGGAACGUCGCGUGGUUUUCUACAAGUCACCAGUGCGACCCCUGUCGGCCACCAUCCUCACCCUCCUGUCUCUACAUCCUCACAUGAUACAACAUGGACUCUACCAGUCUGCCUGCAUACAACCUUCGCGCCCCAUGUCGCCUGUUCCACAAUUCGCUGCCAAACAAGAAAACAACGGAGAAGAAGAGAGCAAACAAAAAGAAGAAGAAGGGGAAGAGGAGGAGAGAAGUAGAAGAAAGAGAAUAGGUAGAAGACGAGCUGAAGAAGGAGAAGAAGAGAUUGAUAGGACAGCGAAUAUGGGAGAGGAAGAAAGUAAAAGAGAAGAAGGAGACGGAGAACAGAGGAAGAAUAUGGGCGAAAGAAGGACGGAGGAGAAGGAGAAGGAGGAUGAGAAGUCACGUAGAAUCGGAGGAGAAGCGGAAGAAGAAGAGAGUGGGAGAAGAAUAUUAGGAGACGAAGAAGAAGAUGGGAGAGAAGUUGGUGGAGAUGAAAGAAAGACUGAGGUUAGAAAGGGAGAAAGAGGUGGAGAAGGAGGAGAAGAUGGAGAAAGAGAAGAAGAAUUGAAGAGGAGGUUGGGUGAUGAUGGAAAGAAUCUUGAAGAAGAAGAAGAAGAGAGACGAAAAGAAGCUGAAGGUGAAAAGGAGGAGAAGAAGGGGGACUUGGUGGAAGAUGUGAAGAGACGAAUGAGGGUGGAAAGGGGAGGUGAAAAUGGGUUCAAAGCGGAAAAAGUGAAACGAAACGGGUUUAUAGAGGGUGUCGCUGCUACGAAUGGAUGUAAAACGGAACAGGGAAUUGGUGGAAUGGAGGAAUGCCGAGGAAGGAGUGAUAAAACGGUGGAGAUAACCAGAGAGACGGCCGUAUGCGACAUUGCCUAUGUGAAGUUCAGCAGACGUGCGGUGACUGAUGACGACGCCGUCGGCGCGGAUGACGUGUGCACAGAUGACGUCACAUGCGACGUGACAAUAGCCGCAUUGCCGCGUGACGUUAGCUGUGAGACUCUCAGAGACUCGAGUGACGUCACGGCGCAAACAAAUAUGGCUGCCGUUGCUAGUAUGGACGCACGUGGAUGCGGUCUACCGCUUGCAGUAUUCGAAAAGGGCUAUCUGUGCCUGCCCUAUCUCUCGCUGCCCUACUUGGAUCUUCUCUCGGACGACAAUGUGAGAGGAUAUGUGGUGGGGGCGACCAAUGUACUAUUCAAACAAAAGAAGAAGCUUGCCGAUGUGCUAGUCGAGGUAGACGGAGCCCGCAUAGAAGUGGUCACCCAUCCAGUGGCGACACCGCAGGACUUGCGACGUCAGCUACAUCUGAGCACUGAGGAUCUGCGAUUCGCCGACUAUCUGGUGCGUCACGUGGUGGGGACACCGCCUCAGGACACCAGUGGGGCGUUGAAGACUCCUCAGGACACCGGCAAGGAAGCCAGGACCCCGCAGCAGGAUGUGUUUGUGGACGGAGUUGGCUGGGAGGGAGGUGAUGAAUGGAUUAGAGCUCAGUUCCACGCCUACAUGCUCUGUCUACUUCGCACGUCUCUGCUGCCAGAUGGAAGCCGUGAGCUGGACCAUUUCAACGCCUCGUUUGUGUCAGCCUUUCGACGCACGCACAGCUACCAGCAGUGGAUGGCCGAGCUGAGUGGUGACACACCCUCCCUGUGGCAGUUGUCACCCGGUCACCCAUUCGCUGGCGGCUCACAGCUCAGUGUCGCCGAUAUGCGACUGCGCAUCUCUCAUACGAUGCAAAACACGGAAGGAGGGAGAAAACUGAAUCAAGCCAUGGUUAGCACGGGUCGGGCAGUGGCCACUACUGGAAGAGCUGUUGGUGGAGCGAUAUCGCAAGCCAAGGGAGCCCUUUCCAGCUGGUGGUCAAAUUUGACAACCGCCCAAAGCCCCACAGACGGGUUGACGCCUGGGGCGUUCCAAGAGGAGGGUAUCAUACAGCCAGGGGGUGAGAAAAAUGAUGCGCCGUCUCUAGAAAAUAAUUGUCAACCAGGGGUUGAUAGAAAUGAAACGUCGUCUUUUAAGAAUAAUUGUGAGCCAGGGGGUGCCAAAAAUGGAGCGCCGUCUCCAGAAAAUGAUUGUCAGCCAGGGGGUGAUGAAAAUGAUAGUCUGCCACUUGAGAACGGAUUGAAAUCAGCUGAUGAGGAGGACAAAUCAAGGUCAAAUCAUACGAUGACGUCAUCAAAGAUUUUGCAAGUCUGAUGUGGCAUAGUGGAGUAAAGAUAUAUGAAACAUCAAUUUUUAAUUUCAAUCUACUGUGUGAGGUUCACGUUAUAAGUCAGUGGAAAUGAUAGGACAACAGAGUUGCCGAUUCUCUGCGUUACCACCGCCUUCUAUAGUAGAUAGAUGUGAUUCAAGUUAUCCCCCUGUAUCUGAUCUGAUAUUAAUUGUAGAUUCUUUUUAAUAAUUCUGUCAAAUAUCAUACUUUAUGCGUAAGGAAAUAUAAGUUCCUAUGAUUUAAUACUAUAAAUUUUCAUAGUUGAGAUGAAAUAUGUAGGUAGUUGAUUAUGAUUGUUCAUAAUCUAGAAAAUAUUUGGCAAUGUAGGUAGAAGAGGAUAGAGCUAUCUGCUUUGUGGAAUGAUAGACGAGGAUAGCAACACCAAUGUUAAUCAGGUGCUGACUUUAUAACGUGGACCUCAUUACAGUUUCUAAUGUGUUUUCUUCUAAAGAAAUUGUAUUUCUUGUUGAAUACCUCAAUAAAAAUUUUUGUUACUAAAAUUAUUUCAGAAAAAUAAUGUUAAUGCAUACAAUACAUUUUUGUUAACUUUGCGUUAAUUUUUCCAUCGUUUUUUUCAGUCAAUGCUAAUUUAAAAUUACUGCAAAAUGUUUUCUAAAAUUAAUUUCUCAUUUUAUCUAAGAUGUAAAUAUACAAGCAAAAUUAAAAUACUCUGUACCUAUCUCGGACUAUGUGUAACCUUGUCUAAAUUUGGGAGAGGAAUAGCACAAGGUUACCUUAUUUUUUCUCUCCCUAUCAUUUUGAUGAUGUACUUAUUGUAUCAAUCAAUGAAGAAUUGGCGGAGUUGAAUAUACUCCUAUACAUAUGGGGAAAGUAACCCCCGUUACACGUACCGGCGGUUAAA